AUGAGUGACCCAUCUGCUAGCCCACGAGGUGCAGGUGAUUUAAGGGCUGAUAGUGGGAUAUUCCCAACUGGAUGUGAAUUGGCCAAAUGGGGCUGCAAGAAGGCCUACAUGGAGCAUGGAUUUCGCAUGCUCUGCAUUUGGUUCCAUGGACAGGAGGUGGUCGAGACCUUGCCGGAAGAUCUCCAUCAGGCACUGUCGGCCAUCGGAAGGAUCCGCCUGGCUGAACGCGUCCUCAGGGAGCUGCGCUCCCCCGACAUUCGUCAGAAGAAUUGCGUCAUCUCCUGA
Molecule: messenger RNA, 285 nt
Organism: Protopolystoma xenopodis
Lineage: Eukaryota; Metazoa; Platyhelminthes; Monogenea; Polystomatidea; Polystomatidae
Source: the annotation of a GenBank genome assembly